AUGCUCACGGACGUCAUGGGUCGAGAUCUCCCACAGCUGCGGCGAAGGACAUCCUGCAGAGCUUGGGCGCUUACCCUGGCCUUUGCAGGGGUGCUUCCGUGGGCCUUCUGUGGGCUUCCUCGAGGCCGUGUUGCCGUGAGCACUGCUCGCCUCGCCAAAGGCUUUGGCGCCGAGUCCGAGAAGGAAGAGCAGGACCUGAAGGAGACAGAAGGCGACAUGAUGGUCGAGCUCUUCAAGAUGAUACAGAAAGAGGAAGACAAGGAGGAUUGGGCCGAGCCCAUCGUCAAGCUUCCCGGGCCGCUGCGGCCCCCAGCGGCCCCAGCGAAGUACAAGGCUCUGACGAAGAUUCGCCUCCGUGUCGCUCCACACAGCUUGGCGGACCUGACGACGCCCACCUACACCAUCCAGCCAGGCCAAGAGUUCUAUGUCGUGGCAGAGCAGGAGCAUGAGGAAGCCCCCAACGUCCUCUGGCUGCGCACCGACCAGGAUGCGGGGGGUGCCUGGCUCCUCGAAAGGGGGGUGGCCGGUGCCUUUGCAAACAAGAAGGUUGUUCGGCGUAUUGCCGGCACCCUCGGCGCCACCAAGCGCCCGCCGCUGAUGGAGAUCUCUGAGGUGCCGACGGAGCUUGCCGAAGAGGCAGCGGAACUAGCCCUGGAAGCGGAGGCGCUACCGCCGCUGCCGUCCAACCAGAAGAAGAGGGAAGAGCGGGAAGAGUUCGCGGGCGUGAAUAUGCAGCCGCCUAGUCCCUAUGAGCGCCGCCAGCCUAUCCUCGAGCUCCUGGAGGACCCUGAGAUUCAAGCGGUUUGCAAGGAGAUGGGUGCUGACAUGGAAACUUUGCGAAAGAACCCUGCCUUCAUCGAGGAGAUCGCCAGACAGCUCUAUGGCGAUGAAGUCGUCUCGUAG
Molecule: messenger RNA, 903 nt
Organism: Symbiodinium sp. CCMP2592
Lineage: Eukaryota; Dinophyceae; Suessiales; Symbiodiniaceae
Source: the annotation of a GenBank genome assembly